Hymenoscyphus albidus is the source of this 1460-nucleotide messenger RNA. The record is from the annotation of a GenBank genome assembly. Lineage: Eukaryota; Fungi; Ascomycota; Leotiomycetes; Helotiales; Helotiaceae.
AUGGGUUCCAGACUUGGCUAUGAGAGUAAAGCAGCCUUCGGGUUCGACGACAUUACGAUGGGAUGGCAGGGAGCAGGAGGACCGUCUUUGAGGAACCAAACUCUUGGUGGAAUUGCAACAAAAGACAUAUAUCUAGGCUUGUUUGGAUUGACUCCAAGAUCGAGCAAUUUCACAACAUUCAAUUCUCCAAUUCCAGGAUACAUCCAAAAUCUGAGAAACCAGUCAUUUAUUCCUUCUACCUCAUGGGGUUAUACGGCUGGAAACCAAUAUCGUUUCAACCGUGUAUUGGGAAGUCUUACUCUUGUGGGUUACGAUCGGUCAAGAUUCGUUGCCAACGAUGUAUCGUUUUCGUUCAACGAAGAGGAUAUUAGAGACCUGACUGUUCAAAUCGACGCAAUUACAGUUAGCAGUAAGAAUGGCGAAAAGGCACUUCUACCAAAUACAAUUCCUGCAUUUUUGGAUUUAAGUAAGUAUUCCAAUAACUGCUUUUCUUCAUUCAAUUUGAUUCGAGUGAAAUAAAGAAUUGUUCCCUCCCGGAAAACAGUUUCUCUUUCUCUCUAAUCUGUCUUGAACCCACGGGUAUUUUCUAAAACCGUGGAUGGAUGCUGAUGCGAUCAUUUUUGACAGGUUUACCGUAUGUUUGGCUUCCAAUGGAAGCCUGCGUGUUAUUCGAAAAAGCCUUCAACUUGACUUGGGAUGACACGACGGGGCUGUAUCCACUUUCUGGCUCUCAACAUGAUGCGCUGCUAGCUGAAAGCGCCAAUAUCACGUUUACUCUAGGGAAUUUGACAGAAGGUGUGGCUUUAAACAUAACUCUUUCAUACUCCCCCUUUGAUCUUACAGUUCAACCACCACUCGUUAGCAACACUACUCGAUACCUUCCCCUCAAAAGAGCCACAAACUACACACAAUAUACACUGGGACGAGUGUUCUUUCAAGAAGCAUACGUGUAUGCUGAUUAUGACCGCCUUAAAUUCUCAGUCUCACAAUGCAGAUGGGCAGCGGAUUCCCAACAAGAUAUUGUCCCUAUUCUCGCCCCUUUGGAGAAAGCUAUCGAUAACGGCACUUUCAAUGACACGGGUAACUCUGACAACAAAUCGAAAGCAACCACUUCCAUCGCUGCCAUAGUAGGUGGAAUAGUGGGGGCGAUAGCUAUUCUCGCAGCGAUUGCCGCCUUCACAUUCUUCCGUUUCAAGCGUCGACGUGAUGCAGAAGCAGCCAAAGCAUCUCAAUUACCACCAAGUCAACCAGAAACUGAUCCUAACAAUUCCUUUACGUUUUUCAACCCGGAGCUUGACGGCUCACUAUCAACAUCACGCCUCGAAUUGGAUGCACAUAAAGAGCAAUGGAGCUAUGAGGCAGCGAGUCGUCCCGUUCAACUCUACGAAAUGCCAUCCGAAGAUGUUGCAGCUGAAAUGAGGGGCGAAGGCCAAAUGAGCGAGUUGAGAGGAGAAGGUUAG